Messenger RNA from Bombina bombina (fire-bellied toad), 528 nucleotides. Its product is annotated as gamma-crystallin 1-like. The record is from RefSeq and is a predicted model, not a curated record. Lineage: Eukaryota; Metazoa; Chordata; Amphibia; Anura; Bombinatoridae. Gene Ontology annotation, biological process: lens development in camera-type eye; visual perception. The transcript has 3 exons. Gene Ontology annotation, molecular function: structural constituent of eye lens. Bases 1 to 528 code for a protein of 175 amino acids.
AUGGGGAAGAUCGUCUUCUAUGAGGACAGAAACUUCCAGGGCCGCUCAUAUGAGUGCAGCUCAGAUUGCUCUGAACUGAACUCCUACUUCAGCCGUUGUAACUCCAUCCGAGUGGAGAAUGGACACUGGAUGCUGUAUGAGCACCCUAACUACAGGGGUAACCAGUACUACCUGAAAAGGGGAGAGUACCCAGACUUCUCUCACUGGACAAGUAACAACGACUCUAUUAGAUCCUGUCGCAUUAUUCCACAACACCGUGGAACUUUUAGGAUUAAGAUCUACGAGAAGGAAGAAUUCAAUGGUGUCAUGCAGGAGUUUACUGAAGAUUGUCCUCAUGUACAUGAAGAGUUCAGGUAUCAUGAUAUACAGUCCUGCAAUGUCCUGGAAGGACACUGGAUUUUCUAUGAAGAACUCAACUACAGGGGGCGCCAGUACUACCUGAGACCUGGAGAGUACAGGAGAUACUCUGAGUGGGGGGCCUCAAACUCAAGAGUUGGCUCUCUCAGACGUGUCCAAGAAUUCUAUUAA